AUGUCUUCACCUCCAGACAUGAGAGGGUGGUCCCCGGUCAUCAGGUUGGAGAGGUGGCUACACUGGGCAAGGUCUCAGAAGCUGCCCGUGUACAGGCAGUACCCGGAAAAGUCUGCAAGAAUUGACAAGGAACUCAAAUCAGUCUCCUGGGAUUUCGAUUUGUCGGCUUUUCCUCGCCUUGGGGACCAAGAAUGCUGGAAGCGCAUGUACUCUGCACUUCGGUAUCCGGCACGCAACCCCAACGAGCAUUACUAUAUCAAUGCACUCAACGCUGUCGAUUGCGAGGUGUCGAGGAUCCUCAACAAUGGGAGCAUGCACCAGACACUCGUCGACUUGGCGAGGAAGGCCGGCUUCGACGCGCGCAAAUGUUGCGACCCGUCGCUCUCGAAGGAGCAAAGAAAAUAUGAGCCUCCGAAAGGAUCUCGGCAGAUGGACAGUGCUGACGCACACACAAAUGACAAUCUAGGGGCACUCCCUUCCGGGCAAGUUGGUCUGCAGGAACCGCGCAACUUCGCGGCUCUCUCGGAGCUCUUGUUUCAGCAGGAGGCCCUCAAAGAGAAGAACGAGGCUGCAGCUGCUUAUACGACUCCAACAAGCGCUGUUGCGCCCUUGACCGGCAAUGGAGGCGGCUCGCAUCGACAUGCGAGCGCGUCCUCUUUUGAAGGCCCCAGAACUGAGCCAAAGGCAUUAGCAAAGAGUGCCACGAUGGACAAGCACGUUGGCUUGCAAUCGAGCAAACAGCCCUUGUCGGUUCAAGAGUCAGACGUUGCUGGAAGACUGUGUUCCGAGGGAACAAUCAGGGACCUCACAGAUCGAACGGUACAUCCGAUAUCCAGCGACCCAGAUUCGAAAAUGAAAGUCAACGGAUUUGUUAUCCCAAAGAGACAGCGCGGGGGUAGCGUCCAGCAAGAGAAGGCUAUAGCCUUUGCGAGGCCAGAGUCGAGAUCAGCAACGAGCACACCCUCGAGAGGAGGGCCAUCUGGUUCCCAACCCCCGCUCUCGAAGCAGCCUCCUAUUCAGGCCCACACACACGCUCAGCGAACUUUGGAACAACAGACUCGACGAGAAUCGAGUGGUUCCUUGAGCGGCUCUCUACCCCAGCAUGGCGCAUUGGCCAGAAGACCGAGUGGUACUAAGGGAUGCGAACUGUCGACGCCGUCAACUCCACCGCCACAAGCCUCUUCCAGCAAAAUCCAGCAACGCGGUAGUCUAGUAGUCAAUGCAGAGUCUCAAGAGCAAAGUGCUCCACUGGCAGAACACAAGACGGCUAAGCAACCCGUUGUGGUCUCGACCCAGGAAAACACGACCCAAGGGCAAAACCUCACAAGUGCGAUGACGAAGAAGCUUGAGGCGACUAUCAACCAGAAUCUCCUGGAAGCAAUCCGAGGAGUCUACCGCAGCUGUCCCAAGUUGAUGGAGGGAAAGAUACGAGGAUGGCUUGACGGCCCAGAGUACCGCUCCAUGGGAUUCGCUGUUCUCCGAGACGUUGAAAGCGAGACGACGAAGAUGGUUAGAGAGUCUCUCGUCGCCAAGAUGAGGGCCAUGGAGCAAAUUGUCAAGGGCUCUGAGAAUCGGCAUCAAGCGGAGUCACCCCGGGACACCAAGCGCAAGGCCGAUGAAAAGGAUGCGGAAGGAGGUGACCAGAGUCAACAGGCUGCGAAGCGGCAGCGGGGCGACGGUGGUGGCAGUGGUUGUACUGCAUGA
Colletotrichum costaricense is the source of this 1704-nucleotide messenger RNA. RefSeq lists its product as uncharacterized. The transcript has a single exon. The coding region runs from base 1 to 1704 and encodes 567 amino acids. The record is from RefSeq and is a predicted model, not a curated record. NCBI's taxonomy places the organism in Eukaryota, Fungi, Ascomycota, Sordariomycetes, Glomerellales, Glomerellaceae.